AGCGGGGAGAACUGGCCAGGGAAAUAUUAGGCAGCUCGCCGAAUAGAUUCAAACUUCUACUACAACUAGUUGGCGUCCCCGAGCAAGAAAAAUAUUAGAUGAAGCUACGACCCUUAGGAAGAGAGAACAGAAAGGAAGACUUGAGCUUAAACUCAAGAAGUGGAUUAAUGACUUACUAAUGAAAGCGGCUACAAUCUAAACAAUUCAUCACUCUUCAUAUUAGAUGAAGCUACGACGUGGACGGUCUUGUAAGUUUUGUUUCUUAGUGAACAAUUCGUAGCUUCAUCUAAUAUUUUUCUUGCUCGGGGACGCCAAUUAGUUGUAGUAGAAGUGACCAAUUGCUUCCUCCUUAUGCAACCGUGGACGGUCUUGUA
Amoebophrya sp. A25 is the source of this 374-nucleotide messenger RNA. The record is from the annotation of a GenBank genome assembly. Lineage: Eukaryota; Dinophyceae; Syndiniales; Amoebophryaceae.